AAAUGAAUACAAACAUUACAGCUGAAUAAAAAAAGAAAAACUUCGAAGAUUUACUUGAAAAAUAAGAAUAAGAAAGAUAGCUUUUUAAAGAAUAAAAAAAAAAAAAUGAUGAAUAACUUAAAGAUCCAAGAGAAAAAAUAUUAACAAUCUAAAAAGAAUUUAGAUCAUAAUAUGAUUUAUUAUAAAAUAUGCUAAAAUAAUUUAAUAAAGAAACAUCUAGUAUAAAUGAAUAUUUUCUAGAAUUUAAAAAAUUAAAAGAUUUAUUCCUAUAAACUAAUUAUGCACUUACAACAUUUGAUAAGCAAUAAUAUAAAGAAUAACUUGAAAAACUUGAAAAAACAAUAUUUUAAGCCAAAGAAAUAGCGCAACCUCGUACCAAGUUUCGUUUUUCAUAAUAAAUAAAUAAAAACUCAACAAAAUAAAACUAAGAAUCUUAAUAAAUAUAACACUUUAAAGACUUUUCGGAAGAUAUACCUGGAUUUUCAAAUAUAGAAGACCAAAAGAUAAUAGUUGAAGACAUAAACAAUAAUAAUUAAUAUAAUUUAACAAGGACAUGUAAAUUAUUAAAUAUAAAAAACAGUUAAAUCUUUUUGAAUGACAUUUUUGAUACUAUUUAUAUAAAAAAUAUUAAAAAUUCACAAAUAUUUAUUGGACCGGUAAAAUUUUCUGUUUUAAUUGAUAAUUGUGAAAAUUCAGAAUUAAGUAUUGCAAGUCAUUAAAUAAGAAUACAUAAUUCGAAAUAAACUGUUUUUAAUAUUUUCUCUACGAGCAAAUCUAUUAUCGAAAACUGCACUUAAGUAAAUUUUAAGCAAUAUAAUCAUUCUUAUUUGAAUUUUGAAAAAGAUUUCUAUUCUAGCGGGAUGAAAGGGAAAAAUAAUCUAUGGCAAGAAAUAUAAGACUUUGAUUGGCUUAAAUAAGAAAAAUCACCUAAUUUUACUUAUAUAUAUGAAUGAAAAAUUUUACAUAUGAUUUUCUAUUUAUUAAAAAUAUAAUUUUUAAAAAAUAUUUUACAACUAAAUUUUUAAGUUUUAAAUAAAAUUUAUUUAAAGUUUCUUU
Molecule: messenger RNA, 1056 nt
Organism: Ichthyophthirius multifiliis
Lineage: Eukaryota; Ciliophora; Oligohymenophorea; Hymenostomatida
Product: tubulin-specific chaperone c, putative
Exons: 3
Biological process (GO): tubulin complex assembly; post-chaperonin tubulin folding pathway
Cellular component (GO): cytoplasm
Molecular function (GO): tubulin binding
Source: RefSeq, a predicted model, not a curated record